This is a messenger RNA of Aspergillus viridinutans, 2874 nucleotides long. RefSeq names its product WD repeat protein. Lineage: Eukaryota; Fungi; Ascomycota; Eurotiomycetes; Eurotiales; Aspergillaceae. Gene Ontology annotation, molecular function: NAD transmembrane transporter activity; protein binding; FAD transmembrane transporter activity. The record is from RefSeq and is a predicted model, not a curated record. The coding region runs from base 1 to 2874 and encodes 957 amino acids. Gene Ontology annotation, cellular component: peroxisomal membrane. The transcript is spliced from 4 exons.
AUGUCCCAGUCUAGAAUUCAAGAGCAAAAAAGGGCGGUUGCAGCGUCAGCUGCCGCUCAACAAAGUGACAACAUAGCGCAUGCAUUAGCUGGCGCUGGCGGUGGCAUUCUUUCAAUGGUCUUGACCUAUCCUCUCAUCACACUUUCUACAAGAGCACAGGUCGAAUCGAAACGUGCCCAUUCCACAACCACGGACGCCGUUCGCCGCAUUGUCCAGCGUGAGGGUUUCAGUGGAUUGUACUCCGGGCUUGAAUCGGCACUGUUCGGCAUAAGCGUUACUAACUUCGUAUACUAUUACUGGUUCGAAUGGACUCGUGCGGCCUUCGAGAAAGCGGCCGUGAAAGCUGGUCGUGCAUCCAAGAAACUCACCACGGCUGAGUCGAUGAUCGCUGGGGCUAUCGCCGGAAGUGCAACAGUCCUGAUCACCAAUCCCAUUUGGGUCGUGAACACAAGAAUGACAGCUCGCAAGUCGGAUGCGGAAGAUCAGGCAUUGCCUGGUGCGCCAGAGAAGAAGACGCGGGCUUCGACCAUUGGCACUUUGAUGGAUCUGCUUCGACGGGAAGGGCCAACGGCCCUUUUUGCCGGAGUUCUCCCAGCCCUCGUCCUAGUGAUCAACCCCAUACUGCAAUAUACCAUCUUUGAACAGUUGAAGAAUAUCGUGGAGCGCCGUAGACGCAUGACACCUAAGGAUGCGUUCUAUCUGGGCGCUUUGGGCAAGAUAUUGGCCACCACGAUCACGUAUCCUUACAUCACCGUCAAGAGCCAGAUGCACGUUGCAAGCAAAGAUGGUCCCAAGGAGAGUUUGAAUGGAAGCUUGAAGAGAAUUAUCAGGGAGGAAGGAUACACAGGUCUGUACAAAGGAAUUGUUCCAAAAGUUACGCAGAGUGCGAUUACCGCGGCUUUCCUGUUUGCUUUCAAGGACGUUUUUCUUCUGAAGGCCUGGAAAGGUGCUUCGAAUGACGUGAAUGUCCUGGCUUGGUCGCCUGACGGUACCAGAUUUGCAGCGGGCGCCACGGCCCAAUGUGAUGAGGGCAAUAUGGAGUACAAUCGGGGCAACAAUUUGGUCAUUGGGGACUUGACGUGCAAUCGCCUCGAGGAGGUGCCUGGGCAUUAUAUAAUUCGCCCUCCUGGGAGGGUUGCCUCUCAGCGGGCCACAAGUGACAACCGUCUCUUCAUGAGUGUUACUGCUAUGCAGUGGUUCGAUGAUACACUUUUUACUGCCAGCUACGAUAAUACAGUGAAACUCUGGAGGUUUUCUGGCAACCGGAUAACAAAUCACAAAACGCUCCCACAUGAAUCGAAAGUAUUAGUCAUGGCGCGUUCAAAUUUCCAAGAGAAUCUGCUGGCGACCGGCGCGCAAUCUUUCAGGCUAUGGAACAUCAUGGAGUCAAGAGAUGCUCCCCUGACGAUCGAGUCUAGAAGAGAUCUGACACCAACUUGCUUGGCUUGGGGGAGUACCCAUGAUACUAAACAUUUACUGCUCGCUGGGAUGUCCGAGAGGGAUGAUGGCCUACCGCACACGUGCCCAGCCCCGAAUGGCUUUCUCACUGGGUGGCAUGUGGGUGAGGCUUCAAUAACCCCAACCCCAUUUCAGCCUAAUUCUCAGAAUAUAUUUGAUAUCAAAUGGCACCCAACCUUGCCGAGAUUUGCCACAGCAAGUACGGUAGGCCAGAGCCAAGUGUCCCGGGGAACCAGGUCUGUGGUCCGUGUUUUUGAGCCACUGAAGUGGAAAUCUCAGACAAUUGAGUUUGAGUGUCCUGCGCUGGAUAUCAAUGAUAUCACCUUCUGCCCAAUGAACUCAUAUUAUGUGACCGCCAGUUGCACUAAUGGCGUAACAUAUGUUUGGGACUAUCGCAAACGAGACAAAGUUCUGCUAGAGCUUCCUCAUGGUGAACCUCUUAACCAGUUAGAUGAACUACUUGAGAGGGAGCAGGAUGAUGUAGGUGUUAGAAUGGCCUUGUGGGGGGACGAAAUCAACCAAUUCUACACAGGGGCCUCAGACGGUAUUGUUAAGCAAUGGAAUAUCUUGCUAUCUCAAGAGGAUGCUCUUACCAAGGACGUCUUUGGAAUUGAAGAGGAGAUAAUGUGCGGUGCCUUUUCAAGUGAUAAGUCAAAUCUCUUGAUUGGAGACGCAGGCGGGGGUAUCCAUAUCCUCUCUACUUCAACCUCUUCGCCUCGUGAGGGCAGAGACCCAAAUGAAGAUGAACGAAAAAUGCAAUUCAAGCACGCAGCUCAGCCACCCUGCGAUGAUCACGCAUCAGAUUCAGAGUCUGGGCUUGUAGCGGCGCGAAAGCUACUGAAUUCUGGGAAGCUCAAAAGACACCCUAUUUUUGGAGUGGGUCAAGGUCCUCAUUAUGAUGGUCCUUUUGCAGGGUGGGCUCGCCCAGGGAACCCAGAUCAACCUCAUCUUGCCAGUCUCAAACCGGAUGUUAAGAUGCGACAGCUCGAUGGGCCGGCCCCAAAGGAUCGCAUUGGCUUGGACAAGGAAUCACGGCAACUUGUGGAGGCUCAUAUUCAACUUGCUCGGAUUCGCAACCAGCGGCGAAACGAAUAUAAAAGGAAACGGGCUGUUGAUGUCAUUGAUCUGUGCAGUGAUGAAGAAGAUAAUCAGGGCCCUGAAAGACGAGCGCAAAGUCAGCGCAUUUACAUUGGAGACUUCAUGGGCAUUGCCGAUCUUCGAUGUGAGGUCAUCGACCUAACAGGUGACACUGAUACCGAUUCAGAAGAGGAUCCAAGUACUGCGAGAGUUAGGUCACCUUGCUCUGAGUUCCCUAAAAUGGGCUCUUUGCUUGAAAAGCUGGAAGCCGGGCUUGAAGAGGAUUUUUGGUGGCCAGACAGUGGCCAGGUUGAUCCUAAUUUUCCACAAGAAGCAUAA